Peromyscus leucopus (white-footed mouse) is the source of this 3025-nucleotide messenger RNA. It is a transcript of the gene Mettl13, whose product is annotated as eEF1A lysine and N-terminal methyltransferase. Bases 336 to 2438 code for a protein of 700 amino acids. The record is from RefSeq and is a predicted model, not a curated record. NCBI's taxonomy places the organism in Eukaryota, Metazoa, Chordata, Mammalia, Rodentia, Cricetidae. The transcript has 8 exons.
CGGCUAGUUUGGGAUGGGCGCCUGAUCAGUCCCGAGACGUCUUACCCGGAUGUGGUUGCUGGGCUCCGAGAGGUGCAGCCCGAGUGUGGGCUUGCUGCACGUGGGGCGCGGACUGAGUGUGCAAAGGAGGGGGCGGCGCGCGGUAAACUCGGUGGUGCGCGCGUGCGUCUGCCGCCUUGGGGCGUUCGGUUGGGUUUUGAGUGUGGAACGAGUCAAUGGUGUCUGCAGUGGAUGAGAUUUCCCGCUGCUGCAUCUCCUGUGCUUCUUCCUGGGGUGAGCCCCCUUCAUGAGCUGUCACCGGGAGCAGUCCCGAAGACGCAACUCGCCGUGGGAACAUGAAUCUCUUACCUAAAAGCUCCAAGGAGUUUGGCUCUGUUGACUACUGGGAGAAGUUCUUCCAGCAGCGAGGAAAGAAAUCUUUCGAGUGGUAUGGCACCUAUCUGGAACUGUGCGAGGUGCUGCACAAAUACAUCAGGCCCAGGGAAAAGGUGCUUGUGAUUGGAUGUGGCAACUCAGAGCUAAGUGAGCAACUGUAUGACGUGGGCUAUCAAGAUAUAGUGAAUAUUGACAUCAGUGAGGUUGCCAUCAAGCAAAUGAAGGAGCGCAAUGCCAGCCGACGGCCCCACAUGAGUUUCUUGAAGAUGGACAUGACGCAGAUGGAGUUUCCUGACGCCACGUUCCAGGUGGUGUUGGACAAGGGCACGCUGGAUGCUGUCCUGACAGAUGAGGAGGAAAAGACCCUGCAGCAGGUGGACAGGAUGCUGGCCGAGGUUGGCCGUGUCCUGCAGGUGGGCGGCCGCUACCUCUGCAUCUCCCUGGCUCAGGCUCACGUCCUGAAGAAAGCAGUGGGUCACUUCUCUCGGGAGGGGUGGAUGGUGAGGGUGCACCAAGUGGCCGACAGCCAGGACCACCAGGUGUUUGAAGCAGAACCCCGGUUCUCCCUGCCUGUCUUUGCCUUCGUCAUGACCAAGUUCAGGCCGGUCCCUGGCUCUGCCCUUCAGAUCUUUGAGCUGUGUACUCAGGAGCAGGGCAAGCCGGCGCGGCUGGAGAGUGCCGACCGGCUGGCCGAGGCUGUGCGGGAGCGCCAGCACUAUGCUUGGCUGUGUAGCCAGCUGCGCCGCAAGGCCGGGCUGGGGAGUGUGUCCCUGGACUUGUGCAGUGGGGACACUGGGGAGCCACGCUACACCCUCCACGUGGUGGACAACCCCACUGUGAAACCAUCGCGGGACAAUCAUUUUGCCAUUUUCAUCAUACCCCAGGGCCGGGAGACCGAGUGGCUCUUUGGCAUGGAUGAGGGCCGGAAGCAGCUGGCAGCCAGUGCAGGCUUCAGGAGGCUGGUCACAGUGGCUCUUCACCGAGGCCAGCCGUAUGAUGGCAUGGAGAGCAUUCAAGCAGAGCUGUCACCCAGGGUCAUGGAACUGGCCCCGGCCGGGAUGCCUCCCCAGCAGCAGGUUCCCUUCCUGUCUGUGGGUGGGGACAUUGGAGUCCGGACUGUUCGUCAUCAGGACCACAGUGCCUUGAGUGGUGACUAUGUUAUCGAGGACGUACAAGGCGAAGAUAGGUGGUACUUUCGGCGGCUCAUCUUCCUCAGCAACAGGAACGUGGUGCAGUCGGAAGCCAGGCUGCUGAAGGAUGUGUCUCAUAGAGCCCAGAAGAAACGGAAAAAGGACAGGAAGAAAGAGCGACCUGCUGAUACUUCCGAGGACUCCCCUCCUGCCCCAGGGCAGUCCAUCGAUAAGAGUUAUCUCUGUUGUGAACACCAUAAAGCCAUGAUCGCUGGCCUUGCCCUGCUCAGAAACCCGGAGCUGCUCUUAGAGACCCCACUGACAUUAUUGGUAGUGGGCCUGGGUGGGGGAAGUCUCCCCCUCUUUGUUCAUGAUCAUUUCCCCAAGUCUUGUGUCGAUGCCAUUGAGAUUGACCCGUCCAUGUUGGAAGUGGCCACCCAGUGGUUUGGCUUCUCACAGAGUGACCGGAUGAAGGUUCACAUUGCAGAUGGCCUGGACUACAUUAACAGCCUGGCAGGAGGAGAAGAACGACCUCACUAUGAUGUGAUCAUGUUUGAUGUAGACAGUAAGGAUCCAACACUGGGAAUGAGUUGUCCUCCCCCAGCAUUUGUGGACCAGCUUUUCCUGCAGAAGGUCAAAAGCAUCCUAUCUCGUGAAGGGAUCUUUAUCCUUAACCUCGUGUGUCGUGACCUGGAGUUAAAAGCCUCGGUGCUGGCUGGACUCAAGGCCGCCUUCCCUCUCCUGUAUGUCCGGCGAAUUGAGGGCGAAGUGAAUGAGAUCCUGUUCUGUCAGCUGCAACCAGAGCAGAAGCUUGCUACCCCAGAACUCCUGGAAAUGGCCCAGGCUUUGGAGCGGACCCUGAGGAAGCCUGGGCAGGCUUGGGAUGACACCUAUGUCCUGUCAGAUAUGCUGAAGACUGUGAAGAUUGUGUGAUCAUUGGGGCCAGACAGCCCUCUCAGCUUUCUGCCCAAACUGACUUGAGCUCAUGGGCUGCUGGAGUAUGAUGCACAGUUCUUUUAGACCUCACGUUUUUCUUGGUUUCGUACUCAGCUACAUGCCUCCCAUCUUUUGGGAUGGAGGCAGCCCCUGGGAUGAUUGUUAAUUUUUUAAAAAGUGUGAUUAUGGAAGAAGAGCAGGAUCGGUCAUCUGCUUCUGGAGACUGAGGGAAGGCCGAGGGCGGAAGUUACAGUCUGGCAGUGUACCACUGUGGGUCUUCAGUGUCUUCCCAAAGGCCAUUACGUUGAAAGCUGACUCCCCAGCCCCUGUGGCCCCUUUGGAAAAUGGAGGAACUUUUAGGAGGGGCUUUGUGAAAGAAGUUAGGUCACUAACUUAGGUGCCCUGGAAGGGCUGUAGGGACACAGCACUUUCUCUUUGCUUUGUGGCUGCUGUCAGGUGAAGCCCUUGUUCUGCCUUAUUGUCCCUCCAUGAUGCCCUGCUUCAUCACAGGCCCAAAGACAAUGGGUUUGCCCACUCCAUCUGGAACCUCCAGACUAAGCCAAAUAAACCAUCCUUCCUUAAAA